GGGAGAGAGAGAGAUCGAGAGGGAGGACGAAGAUGGAGAAGGAAGAAACGGUGAAACUGAUAAGCGCAGAGGGAUUCGAGUUCAUCAUUGACAGAGAGGCCGCCAUGGUUUCUCAGACCAUUCGUAACAUGCUUACUUCUCCAGGUGGUUUCGCCGAGUCACAGCUUGGAGUGGUGACUUUCCCUGAUAUAAGCACCACCAUUCUUGAGAAGAUAUGCCAGUACUUCUAUUGGUCUCUUCAAUACUCCAGAGGCAAAGUUUCCGAGUUCCACAUCGAACCUGAAUUAACUCUGGAGCUGAUGAUGGCGGCUAACUAUCUCCAUACUUGAAGAUAUCGAAGGUAAGGCCCUUAGUUUUUUUUCUCUCUGGGUGAUGACAUAGUUUCUUUAGCUUGGACUUUUGAAUGUAAUCCAUGGAGCUUGUUAGACUCAUGUUGCUAUGUAAAGAAACCUGCUUCAGGCUCAAAUUGUGUGUAUUAGGGUUACUGUUCUUUUGCCAUUGACCAUCUCUUUAUAUUCAUAAUGCUUUCUGUUUUCUUACCUAUAUAUCAAGGUUUAACAUU
Tarenaya hassleriana is the source of this 562-nucleotide messenger RNA. Its product is annotated as transcription elongation factor B polypeptide 1-like. The transcript has 3 exons. Gene Ontology annotation, molecular function: protein-macromolecule adaptor activity. NCBI's taxonomy places the organism in Eukaryota, Viridiplantae, Streptophyta, Magnoliopsida, Brassicales, Cleomaceae. The record is from RefSeq and is a predicted model, not a curated record. Gene Ontology annotation, biological process: ubiquitin-dependent protein catabolic process. Gene Ontology annotation, cellular component: elongin complex. Bases 33 to 329 code for a protein of 98 amino acids.